This is a messenger RNA of Oryzias latipes (Japanese medaka), 4539 nucleotides long. It is a transcript of the gene ankmy1, whose product is annotated as ankyrin repeat and MYND domain containing 1. The record is from RefSeq and is a predicted model, not a curated record. Gene Ontology annotation, molecular function: protein binding. NCBI's taxonomy places the organism in Eukaryota, Metazoa, Chordata, Actinopteri, Beloniformes, Adrianichthyidae.
UAAAGUGAGCGUUGUACACUUGAAUUACUACAAGGAGUGAUUCGACUUUAAAAAGAUAAAUUUGAAACGUUCCUAUUAAUUACCGGGAAAUUUCAAUCAAAUGGGUGCGUAAAAGUGAAACGCAAAUGCAUUGUGGGUAAAAAAAAUGUUUUGAAGUACAUUUUUACCUUUUUCUUUGCGCAUGCGUACGUGAACCCCUCGCACCAGCGACGAGACCUCGCAUUGUGUUUUCCAUGGCAACCGGGUCCUGACAGUUCCGACCUAAAUCUUACAGCUAACAUUUAAGGUUUCCUGCUAUAUUAGAUAUAUAGGCGACAGUUGUUUCCGCGUGUAAAAUUCCAAAAUCUGUAUAUCUCACACAGAGAAGUACAUUUUUAGUCUUUUUAUGAAGGAUACGCUGGUUAACAUCAUGCUGUCGACCACCUGUAAAGGUGGAGCGGAAAGCGAGGCAUUAUUUCACAUGAUUGGGGACAAAGGAGGCGCUCAGGUGGAUGAAGAAAGACGUCCAGAGGUCGAUGUCCAGGAGUGGUCCGACGAAUCUAAAUACGAGGGCCAAUUUGUGAACGCCUUAAAGCACGGCAAGGGAAAGUACAUUUGGGGAAAUGGAGAGUGUUAUGAAGGAUUUUUCUACAAAGACUGCAGGCAUGGCAGUGGGGAGUACUUUUGGCCCUCAGGUCACAAGUUCACAGGCAAAUUCUACCUUAACAGAAAAGAAGGCUAUGCUGUCCAGGCGUUUCCUGAUGGGGCCACUUUUCAGGGUUUGUACCACACCGAUCAGAGGUUUGGUCCUGGUGUCCUCACCUAUCCAGAUGGACGGCAGGAUGUGGGUCUGUGGCUCGGAAAGCACCUGUUCAGAUUCUGCACCAGUGUGGGGAAAGUAUUUAGUCUGAGCGACUUCCCUGAAUAUGUUGCUUAUAUGGAACCAUCCAUCAUCCACACAGGUCAUCAAACCCAACCUCCCUUUUGUGGUAAUCAAACUAAAGCUAAGACAGAUUUAAAGGCGGUUUUCCAUGAGGAUAUUUUUUCCAAUGAAUGCUUCGUUUUUCCCCCUGGCAUUGAGUGUUACUUUGCUGAUGAUGACCACUUGCCCCUCCCUCCAAACCAGAGAAGAGAAUUGAACCAACACUUCUUUGGAGAGCUCUGGGACCCUAAAGCUCAUCCAUGUCAGAGCGAUUACAACAGGGAUUUGCUGGCUUCUCUGUCUUUACAGGCUAACAUGCAGGCUCACACACACAAACAUAGGCUGCAGGCUGAAACAGUGGGCUGGGACGUGGCAGCUGUUCUCUCUUCCAAUAGAAAAUGCUUUGGCCUUCGAGGGCCUUUGGAAGUCAGUUCAGAACUCAUGAUCCAGCACAGCUUCCGAGGAGAGCUCCAGGCUGUGCUACAGAUCCUGCAGACGGGUUCGGUCCAUCCAGAUGUGGCAGAUUCACAGGGACAGACGGCACUGAUCGCUGCCACAGUAAAUUGUCACGAUGAUGUGAUCCAUUUGUUGCUGGAUCAAGGCGCUGAUAUUGAUAAACUGAAUGAUGAGGGAAUGUCUGCUCUGGCUGUGUGCCUCCUUCUCUACUACCCCUAUCGAUGUUUGCACACAGCUUUGGUUGAACGCACCAAAACUCCAGUUUUAAUGCCAUCAUCUUCAUGCGGAAGCGAUAACCCUGCCACACCUGCUGUUCACAGCAAACCCCUGACCCCUGGGACACCUGAGGGAGAUAUUUCCAAUUUAAUCCACCUGGCUGACCAGACAUCUGACAGGCAUACGGAGCAUCUGUCAUGUACCCGUCCAAUCAGCAGUGAGAGCUUGAUUCCCCUUCAUGAGACUGAGAACUUUGAAACCCCUGAACACCCACAGGAAAGAAAAGAGAGCAAUAGAUGGGAUGAGUACUGUAAAGAUUCAGAAAGACUGGAAAAAGAAGAACAUGACAUAAUCAAAGAGGAGAAAGAGAACAAAGCAGAAAAAAGACAAAUAGAGACCAAUUGUCAUCCACCAAGGGAAAAUCCAGACAUUGAUUUAACAGGUGUGGAGGAAGACAAAGAGACGGAAUAUUCAGAUGAUGAUGUCCAGCUUGAAGAUGAAACGACUAAAGAAACUUCCAACGAAGAGAUUAAGAUUGAAGAAGAUAUAGAUUGCUUCAAGAAAAUAAAAAAUAGUGGAGGUGUGGAAGUGGAAAUCGUGAAAAAACCUAUUGAAGUCAUGGAUGGUCACAUAUUACUGGGAAAAAUGUGGUGGAAGACUCCAGUUAAGAAAAUAGAGGAAGAGUUGACCUCAGUCGAGACCUUUGACUCCAACUCUUCAGUCAGCAGCUAUGAAAUUGAGGUGACAGAAGAAAUGAUGCAACUCUCAGCAGAAGCACUGAGUCGCUCAGGAGUUCUUCAGCACAACCCAGAGGAGACUGUACGGAAAAUGGCAGCCAUGAAAGUAGAACAUCGCAGACGUUUGAAAACCGUCAACCUGUUGCUGCAAAGAGGAGCUGACCCCAACAUGGCCAGGGUCCCCAUGCCUGUCAUCUUUUUAGCCGUGAUGGCAGCUGACCCAGAAGUUGUCAGGACAUUGAUUUUGUCAGGAGCGCGUUGUGACACUCCCCUUCCAAAAGCAAAGAAAGGCCUUUAUCCACUACAUAUUGCUGCAGCACUUCCAGGACCUGCAGGUCCCAGAAUCACAGAGAUGCUCCUGCACGCCAUCGUUGACCCAGAUGCUCAAGCAUGUGACCAGGAUGAUGUCUAUGAACCAGAUGAGAUGUCCAGGAAAACUAACUUAGCUUUGAGAACCACUGAGGGUCCAUGUCUAAAAGAGGGCGGGCAAACUGCCUUGCAUGUCGCCUGUCAGAGGGAAAGUGACCAUGCGAAUGCCAGUGAGGUGGUGGCCCUCCUGCUCUCCCACAGAGCAAGCACAGACAUGCUCUGGAGGGGACACUCGCCACUCUCCCUGGCUAUAGCAAGUGGAAAUGACCUGGCUGUGGAGGAGUUGUUGAAGGGAGGCGCAGAUCCAAACUUACCCCUGGGCUGUGGGGUGGGCAGUGCCCUCUGCGCAAACAUUACCUACCCUAUAGAUGGCAACAGAGUUCAAAUUUUGGAGAUGCUCAUUCAGGCAGGAGCCGACAUGUUGAUGCCGGUCGCAGUGGACGGUGCAGUGGGAACUGUCGUUGACUACGCAUACUCCUCCUUCAGUCGGGACGUUCAUAUUUCCAGGACCCCAUUCCAUGCUCUGAACACUGAGGAGAGGAAAAUCCUUAAAGCACGGCAGCAGCUACUGGGAAUGAUGGUGGAUUUGCUGAGGACAGCAUUUUACCAGAAAGAAACAGAACAUGUAGAGAGACAUCAGGAUUUAGAUUUAAGAAGUGCAAAGGCUGUUCCUUCAAAUGUGUUACAUUCCAACAGUGAGGAAAGAACAAGAAAGACCAGCGAACCCGUGUUGAAGUUCUGCUAUCAGUGUGGCCGCUCCUUGUCUGUGAAGCUAAUGGCAUGUAGCCACUGUCACAGAGUUUCCUUCUGCUCCCGGACCUGCAAACUCAAAGCGUGGGACGAAAGACACAAACUUGAGUGCACAUCUGGAUGGGAAGCUGCAAAGUCCUCCCACAAGGCAACAACACUUCAUAAAACUCAGAGACCUCUGAAAUCUUUCGCUAAAACCAUCUCACCAAAAGUGAAUAUCACAGCCAAAGCUCAAAGGGGACCCGAGCCGUUUCUCAUGGCAGAGAAUCCAGUCACCCUAAAGGAAAACUACAGCAGCAAUUAAUGAAACCUUAACCUUUUAGUGCUUACAUAUAAGCACUUACCUGAGAUUUGCACUGUAUAUUAUUGAUUAUUUGAAAUAUUCUGUUGUGCCAUAGAUGUUUUUAUGUUUUCAUUCACUCUAACUUUUACAAUGAUAAAUUAGUGACGUGGUCCUUUACAGAAUGACAGAAAUGCUGUGAGUAAAGUCUCACAGAUAGUAUCAGAACUUUUCCCAUACAGUUUACUGCUUAGAUUUGUCAAACUGUUACUGCAGAAAGUAAAACAAAACCCUGCUGUACCUACAUUUCUAAAAUACACCUGAGAAAAUGCCUUUUUUCUUUUGAGCAAUGUCAGGAUUUGUGCUUUUCAUGUUUUCCUUUUCUUGGUUUUAAUAUACUUUAUGUUCUAGUUUUGUGUUUUCCCUUCAGUCCCAGUCAAACUAGGUUCCCACACACCGAGAGCCAAUAUUCACAACUGGUUUCUAGUUCAAAUAAUCCAUUUAGUUCUUUUAUAGAAUCCAGUCAAUCCAGUAUUCCAGGAAUGAGCUGCUCCUCCUACAGCAGACAUUCAUAACCUUGUACAAGAAUGCCCCGAAUAAACAUAGAUUUCAUCCUAGCACACCUAAAAGCAAAGAUUUCUCUUUUUUUAAAUUCGGUAUUGUUUGUUUUUUCGGAGAUCAUUUUUAAUUUUGUUUUUAUUACAGAAAACACAACUUUUGUAAACACGAUUAGAUGCCAACAGCUGGUGUUCAGCUUGAAAACUUUUAUUUAGUUUGAAAAUUGUAGCCGAUGUAUACCUUUUGAAAAAAUAAAGAUGAAAUAAAUUGAA